This is a messenger RNA of Dibothriocephalus latus, 759 nucleotides long. The record is from the annotation of a GenBank genome assembly. NCBI's taxonomy places the organism in Eukaryota, Metazoa, Platyhelminthes, Cestoda, Diphyllobothriidea, Diphyllobothriidae.
AUGCCGGAACCUUAUGUUGCUGUGCUAGAGGAAGGUCAACUUCAGGAGGACGCAGUGGUCGGUGGUAUUCCUCUUGAAUUCCUUUUUAACACCGACGCCGACUACCACCGCGUCCUCUUUGAUCUCAUCUGCCGCUGCACACUGUCGCCGGCCCUCGGUGGCCUGGGACAGGCCUGUGUCCUCCUCGACACAGAAGCCACCUUCUCCAUGCUCGAGUUCGGUGCCUUCAUUGACACUUACCUGGCAGCCAAAAGCGUUCCCUGUCGCGAAGAAAUGAUCAAUAAGGUUCUGGACUCUGUUUUUGUGGUCUCUGCGCGCACCGUGUCUGAGUGCAUUCUCGGCCUCUGGAGUAUCAGGGACCUGUUAAAACGAACGCCAACAAUAUCUCUCCUGCUCAUCGACUCCAUUUCUGCCUGCUUCGGUCCCUAUCUGCCACGCAAGGAUUGGGCUGCCAGCCAGACUGUCUUUUUCGAUAUGUUGAGCCACCUAACCGAUCAUUUUAGGCUCUCGUCAGUGGUUUGUCGGCUGUUGGCCAACGAUCAGGAGGAAAAAGAGGCGAUUGAAAAAUUGCAUCAACAGGCGGACGCUAACGGCUCAGCAUCAUUCGACUCCUCUACCGCAGUCUUCAAGCCCGCGUUACGGAUACACUUUCUGAAGGGGGAUUACACAGCCGAUCGCAUCCCCGUUCGACUCCAUCGGGAGACUUCCAGCUCUAAGGACGGCAUUUACUACCGUCUAAAUAGUUCUCAUAGCUGUUAA